AUGUGUAUUCUAGUCACGUGACAUAUGUGUCAAUAAACGGAGAACAUGAAACGAUAAUAUUUUAAUGGAAAUCAAACGAGGAUUUUUGUAUUUAUAAUCAAAACUUAGUAAUUCAUGGUGAAAUAAUCUAAUUUCAUUACAAAGCAUACAUUUUGGAAGCAUUGCGAAAAAUGUACUAAUGUCUGUUUCAUAUUUAAAGUGAUUAUUGAAAAAGGUUAUAGGUGAAAACAUCCGUCAACAUGGCGAUUUUACAUCUCGUAUGAUGCAGACUCGAAACUGUUUGUUAUCUGUAUGAUCUUAUAGAUUUGAAUUAUAAAAUUUCACAAAAUGAUAGCUUGCAAAAUCGUUAAAUACGUUAUAAGUUUGUAGUUCAGAUACUGGGAUUAAGCAGCUCACACAGUCCAUUUAGAUUCAGCAUCCUUAAAUUGUGUAUUGGACAGUAAUCGUUUGUUUAUUAACUGUUAAUGGGCUAUUGGAAAUAUUAUUCAUAAUACCGACAAAUGGCAGGGAACGGACAAACAGAUUCUGAUGACCAGAAGCAUAAACAGGGAACUAGAGUUUUCAAGAAAAGCAGUCCAAAUGCAAAAAUUACAGCCUACCUGGGAAAAAGAGAUUUUAUAGACCACAUAACACACAUAGAUCCUAUAGAUGGUGUAGUCCUAGUUGAUCCAGACUAUUUGAAAGAAAGAAAAGUUUUUGCACAUGUAUUGGCAGCUUUCCGUUAUGGCAGGGAGGACCUUGAUGUCUUGGGACUUACGUUUAGAAAGGACCUUUUUCUGGCCUCCAUGCAAGUUUAUCCACCUAUUAAAGACCAACAAAGACCACUAACAAGACUUCAGGAAAGAUUAAUCAAGAAACUAGGUCCAAAUGCUUAUCCUUUCUUCUUUGAGUUGCCACCCAAUGCUCCGGCAUCAGUUACAUUACAACCGGCACCAGGCGAUACAGGGAAGCCUUGUGGUGUAGAUUAUGAAUUGAAAACUUAUGUAGCAGAGAACCUCGAUGAAAAGCCACAUAAAAGGAAUUCCGUCCGGUUGGCAAUUAGAAAGCUUACAUAUGCCCCUGAAGAACCGGCCCCACAACCAAGUGCUGAGGCAACCAAAGAAUUCAUGAUGAGCCCUGGCAAUAUAAAACUGGAAGCAUCAUUAGAUAAAGAAAAAUACUACCAUGGUGAAAGUAUUGCAAUUAAUGUUCUGGUGGAUAAUAACACAAACAAGACAGUCAAGAAAAUAAAAAUUUCUGUUCGACAGUUUGCAGACAUAUGUUUAUUUUCUACUGCUCAAUACAAGUGUACGGUGGCAGAACUGGAAAGCGAAGAAGGAUUUCCUAUUCAACCUAGUCAAACUGGAUUUUGUAAAGUAUACCACUUAACUCCAUUAUUAACCAAUAAUCGGGAUAAACGGGGUUUAGCCUUGGAUGGUAAACUAAAACAUGAAGAUACUAAUCUUGGAUCUUCAACCAUAAUGACAGAGACAUGUCAGAAAGAAAACUUAGGGAUUGUUGUGUCAUACAAAGUUAAAGUUCGUCUCAUCUUAGGAUUUGGAUCAGGUGAUUUAUCCGUAGAACUGCCAUUUACAUUGACACAUCCAAAGCCUCUGGAGUCUCCCCCUCCGUCAAGAUCAGUGAGUUUGGUCCCAACAGAGGACGGUGAUGUUCCAGUGGACACUAAUCUUAUACAACUGGACACAAAUGGUGAGGUAGAUCAGAAUGACGAUUUCAUCUUUGAAGACUUUGCAAGGUUACGACUGAAAGGACAUGAAGGAGAUGACACAGAAGCAUAGUGAAUCUCCUAUAGCAUAAAACUCCUAGAACUGGUGUACCACUAUUUAAAUCCAUGCUAAUGUUCAUCAACCGUAAUAUAUAAUGUCUACAGGGAAGAAAGAACUUGGCUAUAUUUAGAAGCCUGAUUAUUAUAUUUUAUGAAUUGUAAAUUAUUGAUAUAGAUUUCGGUUAAAGAUACAAUGUUUCUCCAUCUCUGAUAGGAUAGAUUGAUUUUUUAAAGUUCAACAGUUGAACCUAUUAACUAAGGAUGUUGAAAAUUUAAAAAAACCACAUUAGAAAUAUUACUGAUAAUGGAUAAAGAAAAUGCUUCCACCCUAAUUGCAGUUUAUUUUGUAUUAACUGGUACAGGGAAUAUACAGUGGGGAUCAUGAUUAAGAAUCACAGCACAUGAAAUUAGUCCUUAAGCUACUGAUGGGGUCUUUAUUUAAACUUCUUUUCUCCAGUUUCAUAAGCCAUUUAAAGUGUUGUUCAUAAAAUGGACACAAUAUUGGUAGAAAUUUUACGGCAUAACUAAUACUAUUUGAAUUUGUUUAAUCAUUAAGAAAAAGUCUAUAAUUAGUAAAGCUGAUAUUCGAUAAAAUGGUUGAUAAAUAAUUUCGAUGGAAAAAGUUCAUUACGAAAAUAUCAGUCAAAUCGUCAUCUAAGAUAAAUAUUAUCAUUACACAGGAUUUGUAUAUAGUUCUAAAAGGUAUAAAAAGAACAUAUUAAUCUUAUGAAUUCCAUAAAUAGAAAAUCCUAAUCUAAAAUCCAUUGAAGCUAUUCACAAAAAUGCUUAGAUUUUGAAAAAAAAAUUACCAGGCUUAUAAUUUAGUGCACUAUUGAUUAGAAAUUUAUUCACUUUUAUAUGCUGAUAUGAUUUGAUUUAGAAUAACUUUUGGGGGAAUGGGCAAGAAAUAAAGUUACAAUGAAAAUAGGCUGGUAUUUGAAAUCCUGGAUUGUAUAAGAUUUUAAUCAGUGGCCAAAAAAUUAAGGGUAGUUUUCAGUUGGAGCAAGUAUUUUAUUACUCCUUAAUAUUAAAGGAGAAUACAUCUUAGAUUUCAGUCUUUGAAAUGAUAAUGCAUAAACAUGCACAAUUUAUUGCAUUGCUUUGCUCAGAAUUUAUAUGAUUGUAGUCAGCUCUUUUCAAAAAUUACUUGAUAAGUGACUCUUUUAGAUAUUGAAAUAUGCCUAUGUUAAAAAUGGUUUAUCGAUUUUUGUAUAAAAGCAGAUUUGUAUCAAUGUAAGUGUAGACUAUGCUUCAUAGUAAUGUCAAUUUGUACCAUAAACCACAUGUUAUAUUAAUGUUGUAUUGUAUUGGCAAACAUUUAUCAUGAGUGACUGAGAAAUUUCUUGGAGUGAAAAUGAGAUAUAUUUGUCAUUUUUAAAAUGUAGAUCAUAUUAUUGGCAAUCAUGUUGAAUUGUGUUUUUAUAGUUAAUUAACAUUUUUCAAAUAUUCAUAAUUGUUCCUUAAAAUAAGUCUAUUUGAAUCUGUAUUUUUCAUAAUUAUAUUUUAAAUGAUUUUAUUCCAGAAAUCUGGUUAUUAAGUUUAAAUUGCUUAAGAUUAUUUUUUUUAUUGAAAUUUCUAAAGAAUUAUUUUUUAUAACAAAAAGUAAGCAAAUUUACUCGAUUGAAUAAAUUUCCACACACUAUGUCGACAAAAGAUUUAUUAGUUGUGCAAUAUAUUGUAUCUGCUAAUCUUGAUGACUUGUUAAUGGCUCAUCUAGUCAGUCUUGUGUUAGUGUGUUAGUCCCAGUAUUUAUUUGACCACAGAAAUACCUCUGUAAUGAUAAGGUAUGUAAUCGUCUUCAUAUACAAAGUACAAAGUAGGCUUUUCUCUGAUUGUCAUAGACUUGGAUAAUAGAAUGCAUGCAUAUUUUAGCUUCAGUGUCGAGAAAGCAUAUUUUGAUAAGCCUAUAUUUAAUUUGCUGUUACCUCUAACAAGUGAAUAUACCUCUUUAGUUAUACCACCUAUAAUGUAACUCUCUGUCUUUGUAAAGGUCUGGUUCAUUGAGAUAGGGUCUAAUUGACUUAAUUAUUGCUAUGAUGUGUGACAGUUAAUAACUGAGAUAGUUGUAGAAAUAUUGCAUUGCUUUACAUAUUGUGUGAUUAAAAACAAAAUGAAAACGUUUGUGGAUUCUUUGAUUUUCGUGGGUACCAAAUUUUGUGAAUUAAGGAAAACUUGCAUAUUCAUGGAUUUUUUAUUUCAUGGUUUUGCUGAUGUCUGCAUACAGGCAUUUAUAUAAUGUGUCAUUCAUUGAAUGAAUAAUUUCAUGGUACCAACAAAAUCCAUAAAAAUGAUACCCCCAACUUCAUUAGUUGUAAUAAACCCAAUUAUGACCGAAAUAUCUUUGUGAAAUAGUAUGCCCAAGCGGACAUGUCCAAAACCCAAACGGAAUUUAUAAUGAUAGAUAGUUUGUCAAAAUUUAAAUGACCGUUUUAUGAAAAAUGCCUUGAAUAACAAAAAGUGGCAAACCAAUUCUAUUUGACUGUUUGAGGCUGAGAGCUGCCGGACUUUUUAUGAAAGUUUCAGUCAAGUCGGGAAUAUAUGACGGUUUUAGAAGCCUUGUCCCCAGGAACAAUAUUGAAUCCAUAUUAUGUUAUCUUGUUGAUAAGUAUCUUUAAUAUAUGGCAGUUUGUAUUAGCCGACCUGUCUUUACGUAGAUGUGUUUGUCAUUAAUUUCUGUUAGCAAAGAUUAUUGGCAGCUCAACAUGAAAUGUAUUUAUUAUUAUGAUGGAAACACAAAAUGUAUCUAAAAGCCAAUCACAUAUUAGCAAUUUGCAGAUGUAUAAGCAUGUAGAGCAAUUUUUUGAAAUAUAGUAAAUGGGAUUUUAACUUCAAUAGUUAAUAUUUAGUUUCUAUGUAUUGAUUACUUGCCAAAAAAAUAUUUCUUUUUAAAAAUGAUGACAAUAUUGUAUUUAAAAUUCAACAUUUUUGGCCCUCAGCAGAAACUAGAUGCUCAGAAGUCAUUGAAAAUAGUUUGAUAAGUUUAAUAUUUGAGGAGUGUACAUGCCUCUCUGUAAACUUUAAAUGUAAGAUUCAUGUAAACAGACUAUUUAAGGAAGGACUAAAGACAUGAUGAAACGACUUUUCCAUUAUCCUUGAAACACUAUAUAAAUUUUUAGUGUAUCAGGACCAACAAAAAUUCUAUGAAUCAUCUCCUUGUGAGGAGUAAAUUCACUAAAGCUUUAUUUUGCAUGUUAUGCAUAAUUUCACUAACAUUUAAUUUUGAUAUAUUUUAUUAUUAUAUUUUGAUAUAUAUAAAAUUCUGCAAUUUCAUUUGACAUUUUCGUAAUUAAGAUAGAAUGUUUUGAACAGUUGUAAUAGGCCAAGAUGGUAUAUUUGAAAGUGAACUAAAAAGCAUAUAACAUAGCUUACUGCAUUUGAAGCUUUGAUUAGAAAUUACACAAUGCAUUUUACAUAUAUAUAUUGUAUAGAAAAUACCUUGUUUUAAGCAAUUAAUUGAUAUGGUCAUUAAUGGUAUUCCUAUAGCAAUUUAAUUCCUGCUUAGUCUUGAUCAUAACACAUUGUUUGAAGAUAAAGUAUCGCCAAUUUUACACCUUUUUCAUCCAAAUUAAUCUUUGAUGAGGUGAAAGGUCAAUUAAAAUAAAUGAGGAAAGGUGGUUUGUAUUUACUUUGGUCACUUGGAAAACUAUUUUCCAAGUUCAUAUGCCGAUAGAUCUGAUACAUGUAAAGUCGUAUAAUAUUGUUAGCUGUAUUUAUACUAAUGUACAUAUAAUAUAGAUGUGAUGUAUACCUUAAUAUAGUUGUUUAUUUAUAUGGUGCUUUGUUGACAAACAAAACUCUAGCUUGUUGUCUGUAUACAUGUUCAUUUCAUGUAAUAAUUAUGUCAAAUAAAUCUGUCUUAAUAGA
Mytilus trossulus (common blue mussel) is the source of this 5629-nucleotide messenger RNA. RefSeq names its product beta-arrestin-1-like. The record is from RefSeq and is a predicted model, not a curated record. The transcript is spliced from 13 exons. Bases 501 to 1778 code for a protein of 425 amino acids. Gene Ontology annotation, molecular function: G protein-coupled receptor binding. Gene Ontology annotation, biological process: signal transduction; G protein-coupled receptor internalization. NCBI's taxonomy places the organism in Eukaryota, Metazoa, Mollusca, Bivalvia, Mytilida, Mytilidae. Gene Ontology annotation, cellular component: cytoplasm.